AUGGCGGAAUUCGUGCGGGCCCAGAUCUUCGGCACCACGUUCGAGAUAACUUCGAGAUACUCGGACUUACAACCUGUUGGCAUGGGCGCAUUUGGACUGGUGUGCUCUGCGAGGGAUCAACUUACAAACCAGAAUGUCGCCAUCAAGAAGAUUAUGAAGCCCUUCAGCACACCUGUGUUGGCAAAGAGGACAUACAGAGAGCUCAAGCUGCUGAAGCACCUGAAGCACGAAAAUGUCAUCUCGCUCAGUGACAUCUUCAUCUCGCCGCUGGAGGACAUCUACUUUGUGACAGAACUCCUGGGCACCGACCUGCACAGGCUCCUGACAUCCAGGCCUUUGGAGAAGCAGUUCAUCCAGUACUUCCUUUACCAAAUCAUGCGUGGCCUGAAAUACGUCCACUCAGCUGGUGUGGUACACAGGGAUCUGAAGCCUAGCAAUAUCCUGGUCAACGAGAACUGCGACUUGAAGAUCUGCGACUUUGGUCUUGCUCGCAUUCAGGACCCCCAGAUGACCGGAUAUGUUUCCACUAGGUACUACCGCGCGCCGGAGAUUAUGCUUACUUGGCAAAAAUACGACGUCGAGGUAGAUAUCUGGAGCGCGGGAUGCAUUUUCGCCGAGAUGCUUGAGGGCAAGCCACUCUUCCCUGGCAAGGAUCACGUAAACCAAUUUUCCAUCAUCACGGAGUUGUUGGGAACCCCGCCCGACGAUGUGAUCAACACAAUCGCCAGCGAAAAUACUCUGCGAUUCGUCAAGUCACUCCCCAAGCGGGAGCGACAGCCUCUCAAGAACAAAUUCAAGAACGCUGACCCAUCAGCAAUCGAUCUGUUGGAGAGGAUGCUCGUAUUCGAUCCCAAGAAGCGUAUCACAGCGACAGAGGCAUUGGCCCACGAAUACCUGACCCCGUACCACGACCCCACCGACGAGCCCAUAGCGGAGGAGAAGUUCGACUGGAGCUUCAAUGACGCAGACCUACCUGUGGACACAUGGAAAAUUAUGAUGUACUCGGAGAUUCUGGACUACCAUAAUGCGGAAGCUGGUAUGCAACAGAUGGACGACCAGUUUACCGGCCAAUAA
Pyricularia oryzae 70-15 is the source of this 1074-nucleotide messenger RNA. RefSeq names its product CMGC/MAPK/P38 protein kinase. Bases 1 to 1074 code for a protein of 357 amino acids. The record is from RefSeq and is a predicted model, not a curated record. The transcript has 9 exons. Gene Ontology annotation, biological process: osmosensory signaling pathway; cellular response to oxidative stress; stress-activated MAPK cascade. Gene Ontology annotation, cellular component: nucleus; cytoplasm. Lineage: Eukaryota; Fungi; Ascomycota; Sordariomycetes; Magnaporthales; Pyriculariaceae. Gene Ontology annotation, molecular function: ATP binding; MAP kinase activity.